CCUUGGAUGUAAUCGACUAUAGCGUACGGUGUGGACGAAACAAGAAUUAAUUCAACAUUUAUGCAUUUUGUGAUAUUCAUAAUAACACUAUUUGUGCCUUUUGUAAAUUGUGCUGUUUAUUUCUAGUGGUUUGAUAUUAAAUAUCACAAAUAGUGAAGUGAACACAACGUCGUAUUUUGAGAUAUGGAAAAUAAACAUUCAAAUGAUGAUAAAAACCAAUCUCAAAAACUCGUGGAUGCGGUUUGUAGCAGCAAUGUCAUCAGGCCGCCACGUCCAGCUCCAAAAUCUGGUGCAGAACGGCAGCGUCAAUACAAACUUCGUAAACAACAAAAAAACGAUAACGGUGAUGAGUCCGCCAAAAAGGCUAGAGCUGAAUACCGACGGCAAUAUAGGUUGAAGAAAAAGCUGGCAGCACAGAUAAAUACUGAUUUUGCUGAAAUUAUUCUGAGGCAAGAAGCGGGGCCUUCUGAGCAUCCAGCACCUGUAGUUACAGCAUCAUCGAUGCAAUUAAGUCCUGAUGCAGGUCAUGUAAUUAUUCAGCACAAAGCGGAACCGGAAACAUACACUCAAGAAAUUCGAAACGCUAAAAAACGGUCUCAUAACCAAAUUCAAGAAGAAGAAAAAUACCCGCUUUCAACUAUUUUAACAUAUACCAACGUUGACGCCUCAAAUCCUGCAUAUACAACAAAAUGUAAGCAAGAAAUAGAGCUUCCAUUGGAGGGUCAUGUAAAUGUUGACACGGUUUGCCGAACGUGCUUACAAAAAUUUGAUAAAGACAUAGCGAGCAGUUCCAUAACUAAUUCGUAUUAUCCAAUAUUUCAAACAACAAAUUUAGCGAAGAAAUUAACCGCCUGCACAUCUCUUAAAAUCGAGCAGACGGAUAAGUAUCCUAAAAAUCUAUGCCACAGUUGCUUUGUUAAAGUCAAUGAAUUUUACCAAUUUCAAAGUUUAUGUGUAGAGUCAAUGCAGCAGUUUUGCCAAAUAUAUUUAGGGUCGGACAAUAACACUACUUUUGAUACUACGGUUACGCAAGUCAAAAAUGAGUUGCUGAGUGAUGAUGACACAUUCGAGUCUGAUGUGCAAUUGGAAUCAAUAGAAGAUACCAAUGCCGGGACGCAAUGUUCGAUAGAAUACAGUGAUAAUGACGGUUUGCUUCAACCGCUUCAUCUCGAAACGUUUGACGAGGAAGAAAAUAAAGAAAGGAAAAACACGUAUUCAAAAAUUGGCAAGGAUGGAGCUAUUCAAAGAACACUCGAAAAUAAAAUGGAUGAAUUAUUAAAGCGACAAACAGAAAUAGUAAAAAUUGUUGCCGAGAAUAAUUUUCUAUUACGACAUAAUUGUGAAAUGUCAAGUGUAUCAUCCCCUAUAAAAUUUCCAUUAGAAGCAGAAGAUAAGUUACAAGAGCUAGAAACACGAUUAAUGGGAGAAAACAAAGCAGAAAUGAUAGGUAUUCUAAGAAGAUUAACGGGGGGACAGAUAAAAGGUAUUGACGCUAUUUUUGGAAAGCAAAUAAUAAUGGAGUAUAAUUACAAUGGAGAAAAGGGCAAAAAGUCUUUAAAAUCAUUCAACAAUUGCCUGGAUGCUCUUUAUGAAGCCACGUAUGGAGAGGGCAGAUCAUUUGACGAUUUUAUAAAUAUUCUGCGACAACAAUUAAAGAAAGUGAAAAAUCGUUUUAAUAAGCAAAAGAGUAGAAUGAAUAGUCAUUAGCAUUAACGCAAAAAUUAUGUAAAUUUUUUAUAAUACAUAUUUUCAAUUUAUUGCGCUUAUUAUCUUGUGUUAGAACCUUAACCUUUUCAAUGCAGCAUUAUUUUUAGUUUGUAAAAAACCUUUAUUUUGUGAAUAUUAUUAUUUUAUAUGGUUUUAGUUGUAUGUGCAUAAUGAA
Molecule: messenger RNA, 1882 nt
Organism: Anastrepha obliqua
Lineage: Eukaryota; Metazoa; Arthropoda; Insecta; Diptera; Tephritidae
Exons: 7
Coding region: 184-1707 (507 amino acids)
Cellular component (GO): nucleus
Molecular function (GO): zinc ion binding
Source: RefSeq, a predicted model, not a curated record